AUGGAGCAUGUAGACGUCCUUGUUGUGGGUGCUGGUUGGUAUGGACUGAUGGCAGCAGAAACGUACCUCAAACUCGCCCCAGAGACUAAUCUUCUCGUCGUGGACGACGGGGACACGAUUGGUGGGAUAUGGAAUCAGGAGCGCAUCUAUCCAAGUCUCCACGCGCAGAACAGUUAUCCUCUCUUUGAGUACUCCUCCUACCCGAUGAAAAAGGAAGGGAUUUCCUCGCUUGGCUUCAUCCCCGGGCAGACCAUCCAUAACUACCUUGUCAACUUCGCCAAAGAUCAUGACCUCGUGCGUCGCAUUCGUCUUCGGACUCGUGUGACCCAAGUGCGCAGAAGCGCCAACCACCAAGGCUGGGUCGUGGAAACAGAGUCGGGAGAGCGGCCGAUCAAGUGCGACAAGCUGAUCUAUGCCACGGGAGCUACUUCGAGCCCAAUCCGACCGAAAUGGCCGCGAGAGAAUUUCGAUCAACCGGUCAUUCACUCCCUGGACAUCGCCACCAAUCUGUCCCUGAUCGAGAGCGACACAAUUCAACGAGUCACCGUGGUGGGGGCCUCGAAAUCAUCCUACGACACCGUUUACCAACUGCUCAAGGCCGGGAAAAAGGUAGACUGGGUCAUCAGACCGACUGUCUCCGGGGGAUUCUCCAUAUUCGCUCCCACUUUCAUGUUUUUCUGGCGCAUAUCGGAUUUUGUCUCCACGCGAUUUGCGUGCAGCUUUAGCCCUAGCAUCAUGAGCACCAUCGGGCCCUGGGACAGAUUCUUGCAGCGCACGAAGAUUGGAAGAUUGCUCGUGCGUCUCUAUUGGCGAGUUGGCACGAGCCUGGCAGCGGCAUAUGCGCGGUUCGGCGAUAGUGAGCAUACCAAGCAUCUGCAGCCCUGGCCUCACCCGGACGGGCUCUUCUGGGGCAGUGGGGGGAUUGGGGUUGCGACCGUCCCUGACUUCUGGGAGGUCAUCCACAAAGGCGACGUGACCAUGCACCGUACGGAGAUCGAGUCGCUCUCUCACCAUGACGUGGUCAACCUAAAGAACGGGACUUCUGUCGCAACGGACAUAGUGAUUCAGUGCACCGGGUUUGACAAGGGUUACGACACCUUUAGUCCGCAACUACAGGAAGAAUUGGGUCUGCAUUAUGACCCCUCCACCUUCUCGAAGUGGACGGUAUUGGACGCGCAGGCCGAGCAGAAAGUGGAUGCACUGCUGCCCAUCCUAAAGAACUCCCCUUUUGAUUCGAUGGAACACAAGAAACACGGUCAGGGCCCCAACCGGCAUUACCGUCGUCUCAUUGUCCCCGAGCUGGCAGCUAGAGGGGACCGGUCGAUAUUGUUCCCGGGUCACAUUCACGCCGCCCUCACCCCGGUGGCGGCAGAAAUACAAGCCCUUUGGGGGUUUGCGUUCCUAAAUGGCUGGAUGAAGGUCCCUGAACAGGAGGAGAUGGAGAUGGAGGCGGCAACCUUCAACGCAUGGACCCGUAAGCGAUAUAUCGAACAGGGGAAGAAGCAUUCAUAUAUCGUCUAUGAUUUCAUCUCGUACCUGGACACUCUCAUGAGAGACCUCGGCCUUAACCCGCGCCGGAAGAGGACAUUUUUCGAAGAAUGGUUCACUCCGUAUCGGCCGCGAGAUUAUCGGGGGCUAAUUCAGGAGUACCUGACAGCCCACUCACGUAGGGUUCCUGCGGACAAGAAAAUGUGCGAAGAAGAGAUGAGUGUGAAUGAGUAG
Messenger RNA from Aspergillus tanneri, 1722 nucleotides. RefSeq names its product FAD-dependent monooxygenase dep4 (gene DEP4). Bases 1 to 1722 code for a protein of 573 amino acids. The transcript has 4 exons. NCBI's taxonomy places the organism in Eukaryota, Fungi, Ascomycota, Eurotiomycetes, Eurotiales, Aspergillaceae. The record is from RefSeq and is a predicted model, not a curated record.